Molecule: messenger RNA, 4528 nt
Organism: Brassica rapa (field mustard)
Lineage: Eukaryota; Viridiplantae; Streptophyta; Magnoliopsida; Brassicales; Brassicaceae
Product: alpha-1,3-arabinosyltransferase XAT3
Molecular function (GO): glycosyltransferase activity
Source: RefSeq, a predicted model, not a curated record
CUUUGCCUCCGGUAGACCAUCGAACUGACUAGAAUCAUUUAUAGUAUUUAAGAUAUUAAUGUAUGAAUCACGUUAAAUCAAUUUGAGCAUUUCAUCUAUGGUUUCUAUCUUGUUUUUUUUUUGUAUUACACGUAAACACUGUGUAUCUCAGCUUAUAGUUUAGUUAGUUUUGAAUCUUUGCCGUGCGAGUUAUACAAGAUACAUAUAAAUCAAUUUGAGCAUUGCAUCAGUGACCGACAACAACAAAACAAUUGGUUAUAUUGUAUAAUAUGUAUUGUAUCGUUUUCUGUUUCUCUUCUACCAAAUAAUGAAAUCAUUCGGCCAGGACACUCCCUCUUAUGAGGCAAAUGAAGCAUUUGCUUCAAGCCACAACAAUAUAUUUCUAUAUUAAAAGGCCACAUGUUAGAAAAUGCACUGUGAUCAAUUGGCUACAUAUGUAUUCUUAGACCAUAAGCUCUCUCUAGAUUCAGCCUUUCUGCAACUUAUUUUGUUUCUAUUUACUUUUAGCGUGUAACUUAUAUUGUGUUACUUUAACAGUGUUAGAGCAACAUUAAACGUGAAUGUGCACAAAAAAAGUUCUAACUAACAUAAUAAUAGUAUUUUAAUAAUUUUUAGUUAUGUUAUUAAAAUUUAUUUUGUUAAAAAAAUAUAAACCACUAGAAAUUAAACACUUGUACACUUUAAUUAGAAGACCGAUUCUUCAAACUCUAGAUAAAUUAUCUAGACCGGUUCUAAACUGUUCAUAUUUUUUUUUCUGAAUUAUUAUUUUUCUCUAGAACUCAUCUACAAACCAUGGUUAGAGGUGCUCUUAGAUCAUUUUCUUUUUCUUUAAUGCAUAAUUUUCUGCAACUCAUUUAGGUUUUUAGAAUGCAACAUUUUUAAAUGCUUUAAGCCACUUAAAACUAUGGCCCGCCAUUGCAUUCGGCCAUGGUUAACCAGGAAAAACCACUAGGCUAAGAAGAUUAAGGGACUGAAAAGAUUGACUCAUGUCAACUAUGACUGCUUUGCAGAAUACAUACUUCUUAUGUUUUUUUUUUAAAUUCUAACUAUUCUAACUUUUUCAUAUUCUCUGAUGGACGGAGCCAUAUUAAAAAAUCUUUUAAAUUUGUCUAAUAAACAUGUUUUUCAAGUAAUUUUAUCAUCUUGUAGCAGAAGAGAUAAAAAAAAAACAUUUGUAGAACACAGUGCUAAAAUGUUAAAUUCGCUUCUAAAUGUUCUUAUAUAUAUUCACUUCUAAAAUCGUUUAUUGUGUGUGUUUAAAUGUGCAAUGACAAGAUCACACUAUCACACAUAUUUUAGGGUUGUUAUAUAUUCACACCACCACCACCAAUGGCAUAGCCUUGUGCCAAGGUCAUUACAAAUUUUACAACUAAAUCUAAUUUUUAAAGUCUACUAUAAUGUUCGAAAUAUAAUGAUAUUUAUAUUUUAGCGUGACCUAGAUCAUAUAGGCUAAUAUUGAAGUAGCCGGUUUAGACAUUUGGCGUUGUUAAUAAAAAAUCCUAUAACAUUGGAUACUCUGUUUUCUCUAUGCAUAAAAACAAAUUAAUUGUAUCCGACAACAUUCAGCUAGAAUACUAAAACUAGAACAGAAGAACCUAACAAUCUAUCGUAUGAGUUUUCGGAAAUCAUUGGAACUUGGAUGAGCUGAGAUGUCACGCGUUGUAUAGUCUUAUUAAAGAGAUUACAACUCAUUGUUUUGUAAAGUAGCUGGACAAAACAUUCGUCUUGUCUCCAAAUUUUAAAGAGGUAAUAUAUAUGGUUUUGGACCUUUGGUGGCCCUUAAAUUAUCAAAAAUGUAUUAAAAUUUGUAGUAAAAUGUUUAUACAACUGUAGAAUUUCAUGGUGGUUCCUGUUAGGCGAUAACCUACAAUCAAAACAUGAAUCACCACAUAACAUAAACUUUAAUAACAUUGGAUACUCUCUUCUCUAUAUAUAAGAACAAUCUGUACCCGGCAACAUUCAGGUAAAAAUUUCACCAAAAACAUUCAGGUAAAAAAUUACUAAAAAUGGAACAAAAGAACCUAACAAUCUAUCAUAUGAGUUUUCAGAAAUCAUUGGAACUUGGAUGGGAUGAUGAGAUGUCGCGCGUUGUAGUUUUAUUAAAUAAUUCACUUUUUCAAAGAGAUAAUACAACUCAUUUGCCUUUUGUAAAGUAGCGUAUAUUACGUGAAUGUAAUGAUCAAAAGCAGAUGUUCGGCGGCAUGCACAUGCCACACAUGCUCAACAAGAAUCUAUCAGAACUUUUAAACAUCACGCGGUUUUUGAUUAGCGGCGCCACACACCGUGCCGUUCUCUUCUUCUGGAUAACCCCUCCCUUACGUAACUUAGCUUCCAAUUCCAAGCGAAUAAGUCAGCAGCCCACUACCUUUUUUCACCAUUGUACUUUUCUUUUGGCUAUUCUUCACGUUUUUACAUUCUUGCGAAUUUUGACAAAGUGUAUAUAUAUAAAGCUAAUUACUCUAAUUUCAAGUACAUUUUUGAGGGAUGCAAGUAAAUAAAAUAAAAUAAAAAACGAGUGUACGAUGUACUAAUAAAAUAAAAAAAUAGGAAAAUUAAUUAAAAGCCAAGGUAUUUGACUUUGACCAGACACUUGACAGCCGUCUUCUCUCUGUUGUUUCCGUGUUCUUACCCAAAACCAGAGGAAAGUCCACUAAACACCAUACAUUAAAAACCAUAUAAUAAAAAUUACUAGUUUAAAUCCAGUUGAUCUCUUCCAUAUAGUUUCACUCGUUAAUAUACUUGUAUGUAUAUAUGCGUGUGUAUCUAAAAGUCUCUUUAAAUCAUUCUCAAGACACCCACCUCUCUUAUCCUUCCUCCCCAAGAAAAGUUUCCUCUGAAUUUUCUCUCUGAUUGCCUAAAAACGUCACCUAAGUUGAUCAAACCUUUCAUCAAAAUUAAAAACUUUGGUUCUGGGUUUUGCUUUGUUGAGCCAGAGAUGGUGCAGUAUCAUAGAUUAAUCAUCCACCAUGGAAGAAAAGAAGAGAGGUUUAGAGUUUCUGUAGAGGAAGUUGGUAGCUUGAAGAAAGCUAAACAAAAGUUCCUCUCUUUUCUCUUCCUCACGAUCCUCUCUUGCUGUUUCAUCGUGUCUCCUUAUCUCUUUGGCUUCUCAACUCUCUCUCUCUUAGAUUCUUUUAGCAGAGAAAACGAAGCUCUUAGUUCUUAUGAGCCAGCCCCUGUCUGCUUAGAAGUCUCCAAUGGAACCAUAUGCUGUGACAGAACCGGUUUGAGAUCAGACAUCUGUGUAAUGAAAGGCGAUAUUCGAACAGACUCUGCUUCUUCAUCACUCAUCCUCUUCACCUCCACCAAUAACACCACAACCCCUCAAAAGAUCAAACCCUACACCAGAAAAUGGGAGACUAGCGUGAUGGACACGGUUCAAGAACUCAACCUAAUCCCCAAACACUCAAACAAAUCAUCAGACCGUGUCUGCGAUGUCUACCACGAUGUCCCCGCAGUGUUCUUCUCCACGGGUGGAUACACUGGAAACGUGUAUCACGAGUUCAACGACGGGAUCAUCCCGUUGUUUAUAACCUCACAGCAUUACAACAAGAAAGUUGUGUUUGUGAUCGUUGAGUAUCAUGACUGGUGGGAGAUGAAGUACGGAGAUAUCGUCACGCAGCUCUCUGAUUAUCCAUUGGUUGACUUUAAUGGAGAUUCAAGAACGCAUUGUUUCAAGGAAGCAACGGUUGGGUUACGCAUACACGACGAGUUAACAGUGAACUCCACGCUGAUGAGUCACGGUAACAAAACCAUUGUUGACUUCAGAAACGUUUUGGACCGUGCUUACACGCAUCGUAUCCAAAGCUUGGUUCAAGAGGAAACAAAAACAAAACUUGACUCCAAGAAGCCGAAGCUGGUGAUAUUGUCAAGGAACGGGUCAAGAGCGAUACUAAACGAGGACCUUCUCGUCAAGCUAGCGGAAGAGACAGGGUUCAAUGUCGAGGUUCUAAGACCUAACAAAAGAACGGAGAUGGCUAAGAUCUAUCGUUCGAUGAACACAAGCGAUGUAAUGAUCGGUGUGCAUGGAGCUGCGAUGACUCACUUCCUCUUCUUGAAACCUAAAAGUGUUUUCAUUCAGAUAGUUCCCUUAGGGACUGAUUGGGCGGCUGAUACGUACUAUGGCGAGCCAGCAAAGAAGCUAGGGUUGAAGUAUAUUGGUUACAAGAUUAUGCCGCAAGAAAGCUCUUUAUACUAUGAGUAUGGUAAAGAUGAUCCUGUCAUCAGAGAUCCGGAUAGUCUCAAUGAUAAAGGAUGGGAAUAUACUAAGAAAAUCUAUCUACAAGGACAGAACGUGAAGCUUGACUUGAGAAGAUUUAGAGAGACGUUAGCUCGUUCUUAUGAUUUCUCUAUUAGACGGAGAGUUAGAGAGGAAGUUCCUCAUUUGUUUGUUUCAUAGAGAAGAGUAAGAAGAGAGUAUAACAUUUUUUUGUAAAGUUUUUUAAAAACAUUUUAUUCAUUUUUUUAAAAGUAUUUGGUGUAUGACAUAAUUAAUUUUUCACUCAUCAGCAUAUAGUUUAACUUCAUUCUA